AUGCCGGCAAUAGACGCACCUAAGGAGCUUUCGAAGCUUCCCGCCCCGGACCGCUCAAGCCCCAUCUUCUCGCCCGAGGAGGCGACGGUGAUCUACGUGCUCGGCGGCCCGGGCUCGGGAAAGGGCACGCAGUGUGAGAAGCUGGUGCGGGAUUAUGGGUUCAAGCACCUGAGCGCGGGAGAUCUGUUGAGAGAGGAGCAGGACAGGCCCGGCAGCGAGUUCGGCGAGCUCAUCAAGAGCUACAUCAAGGAGGGCCAGAUCGUGCCGAUGGAGGUGACGGUGCAGUUGCUCGAGAACGCCAUGAGGGCUGCGAUCGACGAGGAGGGGAAGCGCUUCCCACGCAAAAUGGACCAGGCGCUCAAGUUCGAGGAGGCGGUGUGCAAGUCCAAGUUCACGCUGUUCUUCGACUGCCCGGAGGAGGUGAUGCAGGAGCGGCUGCUGAAUAGGGGCAAGACGAGUGGCAGGUCGGAUGAUAAUGCCGAGAGCAUCAAGAAGCGGUUCAAGACGUUUGUUGAGACGAGCAUGCCGGUUGUGGAUUACUUUGCCAAGGAGGACAGGGUCGUGGAGAUCAAGGCGGUCAAAAGUCCGGAGGAGAUUUAUGAGACUGUCAAGGAGAAGCUGAAGGAAAGGGGGAUUGAGCCGCUGAAGUCUUAG
Coniosporium apollinis CBS 100218 is the source of this 654-nucleotide messenger RNA. RefSeq names its product cytidylate kinase. The record is from RefSeq and is a predicted model, not a curated record. Bases 1 to 654 code for a protein of 217 amino acids. Gene Ontology annotation, molecular function: ATP binding; UMP kinase activity. Gene Ontology annotation, biological process: 'de novo' pyrimidine nucleobase biosynthetic process; CDP biosynthetic process; UDP biosynthetic process. NCBI's taxonomy places the organism in Eukaryota, Fungi, Ascomycota, Dothideomycetes. Gene Ontology annotation, cellular component: cytoplasm; nucleus. The transcript has 2 exons.